CUCGGCCCAGGAGUCAAGGUUGCGGGUUGGGUCCCGGCGCCACAAGAAAGACCUCGCGCGGAGAAAGCUGCAUGUAUCCCUGGGUAUUAAGGGUGCAUGGGGUCUCAGAGCUUCUCUUUGGUUCGGCUCGGCUACGGCGUCUUAGCUUCGACAGGAUCCCCCCUUCUGUGUCAUUCUUUGAGGAAAACAAGUGCUUCUCAAGGAGGAAAAUCUGAACCUACCAAACAACCCCUUAAGAAGCCAAAGUUACCAGAAGGUCGUUUUGAUGCACCAGAAGAUACCUAUUUAGAAAAAGAACCACUAACAAAGUUUCCAGAUGAUGUUAAUCCUGUUACCAAAGAAAAAGGUGGACCCAGGGGCCCAGAACCUACCCGAUAUGGAGAUUGGGAACGAAAAGGACGCUGUAUUGAUUUUUAAGCCACAUAUUCUUUAACUUCAGUAUCUUUUUCUGAAUACACACAUCUUAACUUAUUUCUGACUAUUUUAUUUCUGUAUAUCCUUUAAUCUAAUUUUUAUAAUGUGUUUAAAAGUAUAUGAUGGAUUUGGGAGAAAAUAUGCUGCUCUAAAUGAGGAAAGGGAAAAUACUUCUGCAUUUGCACAUUAAUUUUAAUGUAAAGGUAUUGGGGUUAUAAGUGACGAUUAGAACUGUAAACUUCUUUCAUCAUGUUUUAGUAUAAAUUAAUCAGUUGCUCAUAAAAUACAAAUGUAAAUAAAGCAACUUUUUAAAAAUGUA
Molecule: messenger RNA, 733 nt
Organism: Phyllostomus hastatus (greater spear-nosed bat)
Lineage: Eukaryota; Metazoa; Chordata; Mammalia; Chiroptera; Phyllostomidae
Gene: SDHAF4
Product: succinate dehydrogenase complex assembly factor 4
Exons: 3
Coding region: 97-417 (106 amino acids)
Biological process (GO): mitochondrial respiratory chain complex II assembly
Cellular component (GO): mitochondrion
Source: RefSeq, a predicted model, not a curated record